This is a messenger RNA of Cryptomeria japonica (Japanese cedar), 1458 nucleotides long. RefSeq lists its product as uncharacterized. NCBI's taxonomy places the organism in Eukaryota, Viridiplantae, Streptophyta, Pinopsida, Cupressales, Cupressaceae. Gene Ontology annotation, molecular function: protein dimerization activity. The record is from RefSeq and is a predicted model, not a curated record. The coding region runs from base 326 to 1330 and encodes 334 amino acids. The transcript has 2 exons.
CUACAAAAGAUAGGCAGGAAAAUAGAUUGGAUCAAACAAAUUUAUGUUGAGGCUGAAGAGAUCCAAAUGUUCAUCACAAACCAUAACAUGUCACAGGCCAUUUUCAGAUCAUUUUCACAGUUGGAGUUGCUAAAGGUAAUUGAAACACUUCAAUUUUUAAAAUCUACAUUUCACUUUGAUGGUUACUUAAUUUUUUUUUUUUUAUCAUGUCUUCUUUGUAUUCUAAUUUUUAUUUUUAAUUUUUGAAUAGGUUGCCGAGACCCGAUUUGCAUCCAACACAAUCGUCUUGAGGCGACUUGUGAAGGUGCGACAGCCACUUGCUAGCAUGGUAAUUAGUCAAAGUUGGUCCCUAUGGAGGCAAUCCAAUACUGAAAGGGCAGCAAAUGUAAAGCGCAUGAUCCUAGAUGACACUUGGUGGGAUCGAGUGGAAUAUCUUUUGAGUUUCACUGAGCCCAUCAUGAGUAUGAUCCGUUAUACUGACAUGGAUCACCCAUGUUUGGGAGAGGUAUAUGAUGGCAUUGACUCGAUGAUUGAGAAAAUGAAAGCCAUCAUCAAUGCAAAAGAGCAAGAUCCCGAAGAAACUUUCUUCAAAGAGGUUCAAUCAAUUUGUGUUGAGCGGUGGAACAAAAUGACCACCCCACUACAUCUUCUUGCAUUUGCAUUGACUCCCAAAUUUUAUAGUGAUGAAAUGCUUGCUAAGCCAUCAAGGGUACCACCAUAUAGAGAUUCAGAAGUCAGUGAAGGGUGUAGGACAGCACUUACUAAACUCUUCCCAGAUUCUGAAAUGGAGGAUUUAAUGACAAGUGAGUUUGCUGAUUUUGUAGCCUCCAAUGGUCAAAGUGUUUCCGCUCUCCGUGACAAGUAUAAAAAGGAUUCUCAUGCUUGGUGGUACCUCAAUGGCCAUACAUCACCAAACCUUCAAACUCUUGCAAUCAAAGUUUUAUCGCAAGUUGCUAGUUCCUCUUCAUCUGAGCGAAAUUGGAGCACAUACUCCUUUAUCCACUCAGUGAAACGCAACCGACUGGCAGCAAGUAAGGCAGAAGAGCUCGUUUAUGUGCAUUCAAACUUGCGCCUUCUUACUCAUAAACAAAAUGAGUAUAAGGAUGGGAGCACAAAGUUUUGGGAUGUAGAUCCAGAGCGAACUGAUUUGGAUUUUUCAGCUGCCACACAAUCUUUACUUUCUGGGGAGUCUGAUAGCCAAUGUGCUGCUAGUGCAAGUGGCAGUGAGGCUGCAUGUGGUUCCAGUACUCUACCUACAUCAUCUAAUGUCAAUGAUGAUGUUGAUCUUGAUCUUCCUAGUGACCCAUAUGAUGCUAUUGCUGAUUAUUAGUUGUGUCAUUUUAUUGUUGAACGGUUGAGCCAGUGAACAAUGAAUUCGAUAUCUAUCAUAACAUUCAAAGUUUGUAAUUUUGUUAUAGACUUAUAGUUAUAUCAAUAUGAAUCAUAUAUGAUAGUUCC